Salvelinus sp. IW2-2015 is the source of this 1343-nucleotide messenger RNA. It is a transcript of the gene mbtps2, whose product is annotated as membrane-bound transcription factor peptidase, site 2. Gene Ontology annotation, biological process: membrane protein intracellular domain proteolysis; regulation of response to endoplasmic reticulum stress. NCBI's taxonomy places the organism in Eukaryota, Metazoa, Chordata, Actinopteri, Salmoniformes, Salmonidae. The record is from RefSeq and is a predicted model, not a curated record. Gene Ontology annotation, molecular function: metalloendopeptidase activity. Gene Ontology annotation, cellular component: membrane; cytoplasm.
GGGUGUGUGGCAUAACUUUGUGCUGUGUGUAGCAGCAUUGUCUUUCCUCUUCCUGUUGCCUGUCUUCCUGUUUCCUGUUUACUACACUGGGGCUGGAGCCCUCGUCACCGAGGUGGUGCAGGGCUCUCCUGCAGACGGUCCUAGAGGUCUGUCAAUAGGUGACAUGGUGACCGGGCUUGAGGAUUGUGAUGUCAGAACAGUAGAGGACUGGAACUCCUGUCUCACAAUCCACACUCACACACCCCAGACUGGAUACUGUGUCCCAACACACACCCUGCAACCCAGCUGGGCCCACGGUCGAGUCUACAGGAGGUUGGAUACUUCUAUAGAAUGCUGCAGUAACAACAGUCUGACUGAUCUCUGCUUCUCCUACACCAAACUACAGGAGAAGGAGUAUGCGUGUCUCCCGGCUCGUAAGAUGCUGUCUGGCAGCCGUGUGUGUCGCAGCAACGCAGACUGCCUCACACACACACAUCUUGACACAGACCCUGACACACACUCACCCAGUGUCUGUGUCACACCUUCACUGGAGAACCAGACCAGGUUGAUCCGCCUUACUCAUCCACCCAAUACACAGAUGCUGUUUGUGGGGUACCCUCCUCACCUCCAAUAUGCAGUCAGUCUGACCAACUUUGCUCCUCGCUUCGGCUUCCUGAACCUGGACCUCCCUGUUGUCAUGGAGACCUUCUGCAAAUACGUUGUGUCCCUGUCUGGAGCGUUAGCCGUGGUCAACUCUGUUCCAUGCUUCGCCCUUGACGGCCAAUGGAUGCUCUCCGCUCUGCUGGAGGCCACGCUGGUCACUGUGGUUACAGAUCGGCAGCACCGCGAACUGAUUGGCUUUUUCCUGUUGCUGGGAGGAAGUGCUCUGCUGGCUGCUAAUGUAGCGCUGGGGCUGUGGAUGGUUACUGCCCGGUAACGGUAACUAUGACUACCAACCACCACCAACGCCUCCAUGGCAACCAACGCCAAGAGACUAUCUCCCGGGGUGCUGUGCCGUGCCUCCGCACAAAGGCAUUGUGGGUCUCUUCCUGCUCGUCUCUGAGAGAAAGACUCCAGUUCCCAUCAGGCACUGCGGUGCACAUGGUGACUAAGGGAUGCUGGGGAAAUUUUGUGUUCAGCUGCACCUUCUCUGCUCUCGUGUGUGUGUGUGUGUGUGUGUGUGUGUGUGUGUGUGUGUGUGUGUGUGUGUGUGUCGCGUCACACGCGCUGUGAAGAGGUAUGUGUUUCUGUUUUCUAGGGAAUUCAUGAUACAUUGUUGUUUAUCUAUUUGUCUCCUCUUUGUCUGUCUGUCUCUCAAUUUAAUUUAAUUCAAGGGCUUUAUUGGCAUGUGAAACAUAUGUUAA